Messenger RNA from Miscanthus lutarioriparius, 366 nucleotides. NCBI's taxonomy places the organism in Eukaryota, Viridiplantae, Streptophyta, Magnoliopsida, Poales, Poaceae. The record is from the annotation of a GenBank genome assembly.
AUGGAGUACCCACCUUCUCCGCUGUCGUUGCGCCGCGGCGGCCCUUGUUCCCAGUCGCGGAUCGACGAUGGCGCCUGGGGCUCGCCGCGCCACCAGGUGGUUCUCCGCCUCGCGCUACCGGGAGGUCGGAAGAGGGGCGCCCGGGCGGAGUCCAACCCAGUCGCAGCGAGUGCGAGGGUCUCUCCAACGUGCUCGCCGGCUCUCUGCUUCCCCGACAGCCUCCUGCUCCUCCGCUUCCACAACCUUCUUGGUCAAGGGCAUGGUGGCACUGUAGUGAACUUGCAGCCGAGGAUGGUGACUGUAGAUGUGCAGGAUUACAAGUACGCAAGUAUGUGCUACAGUCCCUACCCAGCUUAUGCCCAUUGA